Lactuca virosa is the source of this 2444-nucleotide messenger RNA. Lineage: Eukaryota; Viridiplantae; Streptophyta; Magnoliopsida; Asterales; Asteraceae. The record is from the annotation of a GenBank genome assembly.
AUCUGAAUAAUAAACGUCGUAUUAUCCCCUUCUCUCCGGCGAGGGUAAAAGAGAAAGUUAACCCUAUUGAUAACCAAAAACACUCGGAAGAUGACGGAACCGGUCACCACCGGCCAAACAGACGAUCAAGAAGUAGGAACGCCGGAUAACAUGGAGGAGAGGAAUCCAUCCCCGAAAGUUGUUAGCCGUAAGGAAAAGCGAAAGGCGUUGAAGAAAGACAAGAGGAAGCAAAUAAGGAAGGAGCUAGCGGAGAAAGCUCGCACCGAGGAGGAAGCUCGGCUCAAUGAUCCCGAAGUGAAACGAAAGAUUGAACUAGAAGAAGAGAGGGAGAAAGAGAGACUAGAGAAGGAAAGAAAGGAGUUUGAGGAGAGAGAGCGGAUUUUUCUCGAAGAGUUACAAAGGAAGAAGGAAGAGGAAGAAGAAGAAGAGCGAAGGAAUGCUGUUGAAAGAGAAUCAAAGCUAAAACAGGAAGGAACAGAGGAAGUCUCAAAUGAAGAUGACGAUGAAUGGGAAUACAUAGAGGAAGGGCCUCCUGAAAUCAUAUGGCAAGGAAACGAAAUAAUAGUGAAGAAGAACAAAGUCAAGGUGAAAAAGAAAGAGGCCAAUCAAUCUAUCCAAAAAGAGGAUCCUGAUAGACCUACAUCAAAUCCACUUCCUCCACAAUCUGAAGCUUAUGCUGCUUUCAAGAAUGCACCCAUGACUCCAACAGAGUUGCUGGACACUGUUGCCCAGCAAGUCCCAAACUUUGGAACAGAGCAGGAUAAAGCUCAUUGUCCAUUUCAUAUUAAAACUGGAGCAUGUAGAUUUGGUAUGCGUUGCAAUAGGGUUCAUUAUUACCCUGAUAAAUCAACCACAUUGCUUAUCAAGAACAUGUACAAUGGACCUGGGCUUGCUUGGGAACAAGAUGAGGGACUUGAGGUCUGUUGUUGGGUUCAGCCUGUGAUUCGUAAUCUUUCCCAAGAUCCACACUGGAAGUUCAUGAAUUUGGCUUUUUGAGGAUUGGAGAUAAACGUUAUUAGCGAUUUGUGUCAUAUUUGUCAUGCAAUUGAAGAUUUUGUACUCUACAAGCUUGAGCUAACAAAUGACUUCAACAUUGCCAUCUAUUUUUAGUAUAUGUAUCCUUUCAAUAGCUUUCAGUAUACAGAGGAAGAGGUUGGGCGCAGUUAUGAAGAGUUUUAUGAGGAUGUACAUACAGAGUUUUUGAAGUUUGGGGAAAUAAUAAAUUUUAAGGUGUGUAGAAAUGGUUCUUUUCAUUUGAGAGGAAAUGUUUACAUCCAAUAUAAGUCAUUGGAUUCAGCUGUGAUGGCUUACAAUUCUGUACAUGGUCGUUAUUUUGCAAGCAAACAGGUUAAAUGUGAGUUUGUUAGCCUAACAAGAUGGAAGGUUGCUAUAUGUGGGGAAUACAUGAAAUCAAGGCUUAAGACGUGUUCUCGAGGGUCUGCUUGUAAUUUUUUACAUUGUUUCACGAACCCUGGUGGAGACUAUGAAUGGGCUGAUUGUGAUAAACCACCUCCAAGAUUUUGGGUCACAAAGAUGGUUGCUUUAUUUGGUUAUUCAGAAGACGACACCUGGCACCAACCAACUCCCAAGGACCAACAUCGCAUAUUUACAUCAGAUAGAGACAGUUAUCACGAAAAAAGGCAUCGGUCUAUUGAAAAAAAUCAGCACAAUGGAAAUUCAAGUAGAAAACACGAUGAUGAAAAUCACGUUCGAAAAAGCAGAAAACGUGAACGCGAUAAAAAUUAUGAACACGAGGAUUCCGAUUCUGAUGGAGAUCGGUUGAGGAGACAUCAUGAAGGUUCACAAACUCACUCAAGUCAUAGUAGGAGCAAAGAGAGUAAACCCCAUGAUUAUUAUCGUAAAAGCAAGAGAAGAACUCAUGGUAGUAGUAGUAGUUCCGAUGAAGACUUUUACACCAAAAAACGACAUUUAAACACGAAAAGUAGGUCACGACGUACGAAAAAUGUCUUGGAAUCAUCUAACGAUGAAGAAUUGGAUGAUGCCGAGUUAAAAAGACGUAAAGAACGGAAAACCGAUCGUCGGAGGUCGAGAAGGCGUGGUCGUGAUGGUAGCUCCGGUGAAAUUGACGGAGAAUCCGGCGAGGUGGAGCGGCAGCGGAAUGGGAGGAGUAGGUCACGUGAUCGUGAUGGUGAUGGUGGGUGUCUCUCAGAGAAAAAUGAGAUGGGUGACCGUUGGGAGCCCGAAGGUUCUCCUAAUGAAUUGAAAAAUUCAGAAGGUGAUGGUAAAAGUAGUCAUGGAGAGAACCGGAGAAGUCGUGAUCAUGAUGAUAAGACGAGGGAGAAGAGGAAGAGAAUUUGAGAAGCGGCUAAGAAAUGACACGAUAUAACAAACUGAGACUGUUGGCAUGUAUUGGAUUUGAGAAAAAGUUGUAAUUUUUGGAUGAUUUUGAUCUCAUCCAAAAAGUGGAGCAAAAUGGGGAUGCC